AUGACAAGCGGUACAAACCCCUCCACCUCCUCGUCGCCCGACACUAAAGGGAAAAUUUCUCUGCCCCUCCGUGAAGAGGGACAUUCCUCGGACGACUCAACAAGCUCCACGAGUACCAUCACCAAUCACCGUGCCCACAAGAACCUAGUCGUUUCCCAUGAAGCAAGUGAGACCCAAAGCUCGAGGAAAGAAGAAGACAAAGAGGGUACCUCACGCAGGGCUCAACUUUACUCCUCCGUCCGUAAGAGAGAGACCCAGGAGCUACGUGAACACUUCAUCGUUGCAAGAGAAGAACGAUUGGCGUGGCUCGAUUCCAACGAGCCUCAAAGUAGCCAUGAGAGCUCACAAGAGACAAUGACAAACAAGCUUACUCAAUUUGAUAGACACAUCAAUGAUCUUUUGAGUCAAUACGAAGAUAUCACCAAUAAUGGUGUUGUCGAUCAAGCAGCUUACAAACAAAUGAAAGAACAAUUGAGCAAGAUUACCCUCUCUUACGGCUCCAUGCUUCAAGAAAUUCCGGUCGCCGACAUAGAUGACGGGGUGAGCCGAUCGAUCCAGGUUCUUAGUCUUAUCGACCGAGAGGAAUACGCCGGAAUCUCAGUUUUCGAGAAGUCGACAAUCCUAUGGAAGACAACAGGACGUACCAGGCUGGAGACGGCUCUGAAGGAGGCAGAUGAGGAAUGGAUUCAAGAGCGUAUCUUGAAUACUAAGUCUUGGUUCACAUCCCACUCUUCUCGCUUGCCGGCAGGAGAAGACGCGGUACGGGUGACUGGGGAUAGACUUUACAGUACUUCCAUCAAAGAUAAGGAAUGA
Molecule: messenger RNA, 813 nt
Organism: Tremella mesenterica DSM 1558
Lineage: Eukaryota; Fungi; Basidiomycota; Tremellomycetes; Tremellales; Tremellaceae
Exons: 1
Coding region: 1-813 (270 amino acids)
Source: RefSeq, a predicted model, not a curated record